Molecule: messenger RNA, 717 nt
Organism: Candidula unifasciata
Lineage: Eukaryota; Metazoa; Mollusca; Gastropoda; Stylommatophora; Geomitridae
Source: the annotation of a GenBank genome assembly
AUGCCGCCGAAGCAGAAACCUAAGAUCGAUGUGGAGUCGGAGAAAGAAGCAUGGGGUGGGCCGACACCGAAGGAACUAGCUACGGAGCCGGGAUGGCUGAAUAAAGUCGCCGGCGAAGUUGCUGAAAUUAAAGAAAGGGAGUUCCAGAAACGCUCACAAAGGUAUGAUCCUUACUCAUUUCUCGACAAGAUGGCAAUGCCUUUUGAUACAAUACCCAGACCAGAUGAUUUCAAGAAAGGACUUCCAGCUGACGAAUCGGGUGAGGGUGAUGGCAAGAAACCCAUGCCUCAUUGCAAAGCCUGUACAGAUUUCAAAACAUGGAUGGAACUGACGGCACAUCCCAGACGAAGUAUGACCAAGGAGGAGCGAGAAGAGAAAGAGUGUCCUCUAGAUUCAGAACUGCUUGGCCGCAACACAUGGGCAUUUCUGCACACGAUGGCAGCCUACUACCCAGAGAAGCCAUCAGCAGAGCAGCAGGGCAACAUGAAAAAAUUCAUCACACUUCUGUCACAUUUCUACCCCUGCCACAAAUGUGCAUCCCAUCUCCGUGAAGACUUGAAGACCAACAUACCAGAUGUCAGCAGCAACGUGAAGUUAUCUCAGUGGUUUUGUAACCUCCACAACGGUGUCAACACAAGGCUGGGGAAAACUGAGUUUGACUGCUCUAAGGUUCUGGAGCGGUGGAGAGAUGGUUGGGCAGAUGGUUCUUGUGAUUGA